AUGAAGGACAGACCUCACCACAAGGACACCUGGACAGGUAUCGCGGUGCAUAGACCUGACCAGGCCGCUGCCCACCACCAUUACUUGACGCGCCCAAAGCAUUCUCUAGCAUCGCAGGACUUGAAUGACGCACCUUCAAGCAACUCAAAACGUGGUUGGCCUAUUUUUGGCGUUGAGCAUCGGCCCAGUCUGGCGUCUAUGUCGACAGACCGUCAACCAUUAAUGAGAUCGGAGACGUGCUCGUCUAUGGCAUCUCACCAGAUUAUCCCAUCGCCCCAGCGCUCUUUCACGGACAAAUAUGGCCGGUGUCUUGAGAUCUUGCAUUACGGCACCAACUCCACUGUCCGUCUUCACAAUUACAGGACGGAAGGAGGCAAACUAAAGCAGCUUUUCGCUGUCAAAGUUUACCGAUAUAACAUCCUAGACGCAUCAAGCCCCGUGUCGAAUUCCUCCUGUGAUACCUCAUCCAUUCCCAAUGUGCACCCUCGUCACCCAAACAUCCUCUCGAUAACCGACCUCCUCUACAAUGAACGCUCGGAGCUUUGUCUGGUCAUGCCCUACUGCACAGGGGGUGAUCUUCACGAACUACUCUCCCGCAACGGUCCCCUUCCAACACCCGAGGCCGAUUGCCUAGUCGCUCAGAUCCUCCGCGCCCUAGACUUUCUGCACCAGCACGACACAGCACAUCGCGAUGUCCGGCUCGAAACAGUACUAUUGACCAAAAAUGGAGCAGUCAAGCUGGCCGGCUUUGGAGACAGUCACGUCCAUCGCAUAUGGUCAGAAUGUGCCACGCCACGAGAACCCGACGACACCCUACCUUCGGACCGCCCACAUCCCCAAUCCUCAGUAUCAUGGUCCUUUUCUUGGAUGUUGUCGUCUUUUUCCCGCUCCAGUCCCCCUCGGCGUGCCUCAGUAGACACUACAAGCUCCACUGCCUCAUUCCCUGGCAUGAGUCUCCCUUAUACAUCCCCAGAAGCAUUCCGUUCUCGGUCACGUCGCUCUCCCAGCGAAGACAGCGAUGAAGAUGCGCAUUACUUUGACCCCCGUCCGACCGAUGUGUGGGCAGCUGCAAUAAUCUACAUGACUCUGGUAACUGGCCGCCUCGUAUGGCGCAGUGCGCGUCCUGACCGCGAAGAUUCGAGGUACCUGGAGUACCUGCAGGGUCGGUAUGCGGAAGAUGGAUACCCGCCGAUUGAGGCUUUAGGAAACAGACGUCGAAACGCCAUAUAUGCAAUGUUACACCCCAAUCCACGGAGACGCAUAACAACAAGGAACAUGCUGCGUUCGGAAUGGAUGAGUGGUGUAUCAGUAUGCGAGGCUGGAGACAAGGGCUAUUGA
Penicillium cinerascens is the source of this 1338-nucleotide messenger RNA. RefSeq lists its product as uncharacterized. The transcript is spliced from 2 exons. The coding region runs from base 1 to 1338 and encodes 445 amino acids. Gene Ontology annotation, biological process: intracellular monoatomic cation homeostasis; intracellular signal transduction; protein phosphorylation. Gene Ontology annotation, molecular function: ATP binding; protein serine/threonine kinase activity. The record is from RefSeq and is a predicted model, not a curated record. NCBI's taxonomy places the organism in Eukaryota, Fungi, Ascomycota, Eurotiomycetes, Eurotiales, Aspergillaceae.